Fonsecaea erecta is the source of this 1833-nucleotide messenger RNA. RefSeq lists its product as hypothetical. Gene Ontology annotation, biological process: regulation of mRNA processing; spliceosomal complex assembly; protein phosphorylation. Bases 1 to 1833 code for a protein of 610 amino acids. The transcript is spliced from 3 exons. The record is from RefSeq and is a predicted model, not a curated record. NCBI's taxonomy places the organism in Eukaryota, Fungi, Ascomycota, Eurotiomycetes, Chaetothyriales, Herpotrichiellaceae. Gene Ontology annotation, molecular function: protein kinase activity; ATP binding.
AUGAAUGGCACCGACCUCAAGAAAGCCGCCAUCAGCCAGGCCAAGAAGGUUGCGACAACGGCCGCCCUGGCAGCAAACGGAAAUGGCCAAAAGAAACGGCGGAAAGGCGACAACCUCAAGCCCAUCAUAACCAGCGAAAACGCGACUGCGUCGAGUCUUCACGAUAGCCCCACUCCAGCAGACCCAGACGCCAUGGAUUCGCCUCUGCCUCACGCGAAGGUCCCUGUAAAUAACUCACAUAUUGACAGAUCCCCGUCCUCUUCCACCUCCGAAGACGACCCUGCCGAGACCACUGCGGACGAAGAAGACUCCGAGGAUUACUGCAAGGGCGGAUAUCAUCCCGUCCAUGUUGGCGAAACAUACAACAACGGUAAAUACGUGGUGGUGCGGAAGUUGGGUUGGGGUCAUUUCUCCACUGUCUGGCUUUCAAGAGACACAACAACGGGCAAACACGUCGCCCUCAAGGUCGUUAGAUCGGCGGCGCACUACACAGAAACAGCCAUUGACGAAAUCAAAUUAUUAAACAAGGUCGUGCAAGCGAACCCCAACCACCCGGGUCGAAGAUAUGUCGUCAGCCUCCUCGAUUCUUUCGAGCACAAGGGUCCGAAUGGUGUCCAUGUUUGUAUGGUCUUUGAGGUGUUGGGAGAAAACCUGCUGGGUCUCAUCAAGAGAUGGAACCAUCGCGGCAUUCCAAUGCCACUGGUGAAACAAAUCACCAAACAAGUUCUUUUGGGUCUGGACUACCUACAUCGUGAAUGCGGCAUCAUUCACACUGACCUGAAGCCUGAAAAUGUUCUGAUUGAGAUCGGUGAUGUCGAACAGAUUGUCAAAGCAUUUGUCAAGGAAGAGAAAGAAUCCACAAAAGACGACAACAGAAAUGGACGGAGACGGAGACGGACUCUGAUCACCGGAAGUCAGCCCCUCCCCAGUCCGCUUAACGCCAGCUUCACAAACUUGGACAAAAUUGGGGCACACCACCACGCCCCCAGUAGCCUGAAUCAGGUAAUUAAUGAUUCUGUUGCAAACAAGUCGACAGACGGCCUCUCCAUGCUCGAACAGCUGAAGCUGAAGGCAAAAGAGAACAAGGCGAAUGAGGAGCCGUCUACUGGCGAGAAGGCGAGAGAAGGGACAACGGAUCCUUUAGAAAAGGACUUGGCUGGAGUCUCCCUUGACAAUAAGAAGUCGUCGGAUGUCGACAAAGUGUUGAAGGCAGCCAAGAAUGAGGACGAGCCCCUGGGUGAGAUUAUCUCCGUCAAAAUCGCAGACUUGGGUAAUGCUUGCUGGGUGGGCCAUCAUUUCACGAACGAUAUCCAGACUCGACAAUAUCGGUCGCCAGAGGUGAUUCUGGGUGCCAAAUGGGGCGCCAGCACCGAUGUGUGGAGCAUGGCAUGCAUGGUAUUUGAACUGAUAACAGGCGACUACCUCUUCGAUCCCCAAUCAGGAACCAAAUACGGUAAAGACGACGAUCAUAUUGCACAGAUUAUUGAACUGCUCGGCCCAUUCCCGAAAUCUUUGUGCCUGUCGGGGAAAUGGUCACAAGAGAUCUUCAACCGAAAAGGCGAGCUGCGUAAUAUCCAUCGACUACGACAUUGGGCUCUACCUGAUGUGUUGCGAGAGAAAUAUCAUUUCUCGGUGGAGGAGGCCAAGCGGAUCAGUGAUUUUUUGACCCCGAUGCUCGAAUUACCUCCGGAAGCGCGUGCCAAUGCGGGUGGGAUGUCGAAUUCAGAGUUCCUGAAGGGCGUCAAGGGCAUGGAGAAUAUCAAUGUCGAUGUCCCUGUGGGAUCCAAGGGCGAAGGGAUUGAAGGAUGGGCGUGUGAAGUUAAAAAGCGAUGA